AUGUGGGAGCAUGUUGGGAUGUGGAGAAAGCUCUCGGCCCAAGUUUUCGGAGACACCGCUUUGCUUCCCCUGCUGUGCCAUUUUGCCAUGGACACGAGCAGCGAGGAGGAGCUGCAGAGAAGGGCUCCCGAGAGCCCCGCCGGCUGGGGACCCGGCAGGGUCAAGGUCGGCGUCGUGGCCCUGAGCCUCCUGAUCCUGGCGCUGCUCGCGCUGCGCGCCACUAGCCCAGGCGGAGGAAGUGUGACGAAGGCCGAGACGGCCGGCGGGAUCCGGGCCUUCCUCGAUGGCAACAAGGGCACCAUGAGCGUCGGCAACGCGGUGCAGGGAAACCAGUACGUGACGAAGACGGUCUCCACCGUCACGAACCACGACGGCACAGUCCUCGGCGUCGGCUCCAGCGGCCAGAUCAAACCCUGUGAAGGCUCCAGCAACGACGGCCACGGCGCCGGCGUGGCGUCCGUGGUGUGCUGCAUGGGCGCCGACGGCCAGAAGGUGGGCUGUGAUCAUGCGAGCUCCGGCCAGCAUCCCGCAUCCCAAGUAUCCCAAGACUCCAGUGAUUCCGCGACUGUGCGCAAGGCCAGCUGA
This is a messenger RNA of Symbiodinium sp. CCMP2592, 585 nucleotides long. Lineage: Eukaryota; Dinophyceae; Suessiales; Symbiodiniaceae. The record is from the annotation of a GenBank genome assembly.